UGUUCAUGUCUCGUUUCACGAUGUAAACAAAUUGACGACAGUUUUGUAGUGCGAUGAUCUCUUUUUAGUUUAUUUAUUAUUUCUUGGUUUGUUUUGCUUAAAUUUCUCAACUAAAUCACAAAAAAAUGAAGUUAAUUUGUGAGAUUAGUGUGCAUAAUCGUAUGGCACCGCAUGUGAAACCACGAUCGCAACAAUCAACACUGGCACUUGGUUACCAUCCACCCAGUGCCAAAAAAGAUGCUGACAAUCUAUUUUUGAUUCAUUUUACGGCAACAAAUAAAGUUGGUACUCGUUACAAGCUCAAGCGAAAUAUUGAAAAGGUGUUCACAAAAUUCGUGCAAGAUGGUAAAUCAACGUUUUCACUGAAACAACCGCCACAUGAUUUGCAAAUUCGUUGCGAUCCCAUUUCGUUGAAGGCAUUUUUACAAACAUUCAAAAAUGCAUUGGAAGGUAAAUUGGAUCCGGCCAAACCAGGUCUAUCAACGCUUGCUGUAACUGGAGUACCGAAGAAAGCAGUGCCAGUCAAAUCGAUGACAAUACUUUCACCCAGUGAUUAUCCAUUGAAAGGACUACCGAAAACGCUCACCACUUUAAUUAUUAAUGGCAUUCGUAAAUGUAGUUUGGACUCAUCGAUUCUGUCUCUGAAUAAUUUACAAAUCUUGAAUAUGAGCAACAAUCACAUUGAACAUUUGCCGAAGAAAUUAGGAGAUUUACCAUUAGUCCAAAUGGACUUAUCAAACAAUCGUCUUGGUAAAUCGGUUUUUAGCGACUGGGAUUGGAUCGAUAAGCAAAGAAUCAAGUCAUCUUUACAGAAUCUCAAUUUGAGCGGCAAUGAGCUCAGAGUAUUCCCUUACAAAUUGGUAAAGCUACGGAAACUAAUGGUUUUAACACUAAAAAACAAUUGUUUACAACAUGUUCCAUUUUCAAUUCGACGAUUAAAAUCAUUGCGCACACUGAAUUUGGCCGACAAUCAAUUCAAGUCACUUCCAGAUGUAUUUUCUCGCAUAUCACUCGAUACAUUAGAUGUGUCCGGUGAGGAAAUGUUUCUAUCACCGUUCGCUAUAUCGAUUGCACCACAUGAUCCGAUGGCCGUGAUUUGUCGUCAACCACCCACGCUAUGGCAGUUAGCCACCAAAAUUGUGAUGACCAAAAAGAUAAAGUACGGACCUUGCGAUUUGCCAGCAACUGUGAUCGAUUCACUCGAAGAGUUUCCACUUUGUGGCUGUGGUCUAUUAUGCCCUCCAAUAAAUAUUCAUUUCCAAGCAUGUAUAGUAAACGUGCGAACAACUAGCUUAGUACAAUCGCAUCAUAUGACUAGUAUUCCUGGAGAUUCUGUUUAUUGCAGUGAUUAUUGUAGACGUCAUAAAUACUUUAUUUAGUCAUUACUUAAGUUAUUUUGACAUUGUUUUGAAGCGAAUAUCUACAACGUUUGUUUGUUUUAAUUCACAUUUUUUCCGAUUAAAAUUUGUUUGGUAAGAAAAUUGGUUUAAAAAUA
This is a messenger RNA of Contarinia nasturtii (swede midge), 1495 nucleotides long. It is a transcript of the gene Lrr47, whose product is annotated as leucine-rich repeat protein 1. Lineage: Eukaryota; Metazoa; Arthropoda; Insecta; Diptera; Cecidomyiidae. The transcript is spliced from 4 exons. Gene Ontology annotation, molecular function: protein binding. The coding region runs from base 126 to 1379 and encodes 417 amino acids. The record is from RefSeq and is a predicted model, not a curated record.